AUGAGCGGAGGAGCAGGCGCGGGCCGGGUGCUGAUCGCGCUGUUGCUGGCCGCGUCGGUGCUUAGCGCCGCGCUGUUGGCCCCCGGCGAGUCUCCGGAGCGCGGCAUCAACCCCGCGCCGCUGAGAGGUGAGCGUGCGCCGCAGCACAGGGCUCCAGGCGGCCUUCGGCACCGCUGCGCCCUCUCUGGCCGAUUGGGUCAUGGGGAGGCCCCGCGCGACUGUCCCUGCCCUAGCGGAGAGGCACCGCCCCGCUCUUACUUAGACCAAAAAAAGCAUGUAGAGUUGAAGAUGGAUCAAGCUUUACUGCUCAUCCAUAAUGAACUCCUCGAGACAAGUCUGACCGUCUACUGGAAUUCUGAAAGCUGCUAUCAUUGCUUGUAUCAGACUCUGGUAAAUGUUUCGAGGAGUGAAAAACCUGGGAAGCCUAGCAUCGCAGCUGUGGCCGUGAGCACCCAGCAUGGCUCCAUCCUGCAGCUCAAUAAUACUUUGGAAGACAGGGAAAUUUGUAGGCUGGAAUACAAAUUUGGAGAAUUUGGAAACUAUUCUCUCUUGGUCAAACACCCUAAUAACGGAGUCAGUGACAUUACCUGUGUCCUAGUUGUCAAUAAGAAUCCAGUGGACAGUAACCUUCCUGUGACUGUCGCAUUCCUUAUUGGUCUAGCUCUCAUCAUUGCGAUAUGCUUUCUAAGGUUUUUACUGAGUUUGGACGACUUUAAUAAUUGGAUUUCGAAAGCAAUAAAUUCUCGAGAAACUGACCGUCUCAUCAACUCUGAGCUAGGAUCUCCAAGCAGGGGAGACCCUCUCGGGGGUGACAUCCAGCUAGAAGCGUGGCGCCUGUCUGCACCCCCGCCUCGCCUCCGCUGUGUAGACACAUUCAGGGGGAUUGCUCUUAUACUCAUGGUCUUUGUUAAUUAUGGAGGAGGAAAAUACUGGUACUUCAAACAUGCAAGUUGGAAUGGACUGACGGUGGCUGACCUUGUAUUUCCAUGGUUUGUAUUUAUUAUGGGGUCUUCCAUUUUUCUAUCAAUGACUUCCAUACUGCAGCGGGGAUGUUCAAGAUUCAAAUUGUUGUGGAAAAUUGUGUGGAGGAGUUUCCUGUUGAUCAGCAUAGGAAUUGUCAUUGUGAAUCCCAAUUAUUGCCUUGGCCCACUGUCUUGGGAUAAAUUGCGGAUUCCUGGUGUGCUGCAGCGGCUGGGAGUCACUUACUUUGUGGUUGCUGCGUUAGAGCUCGUCUUUGCUAAACCUGUGCCUGAAAAUUGUGCCUUGGAGAGAAGCUGUUCUUUUCUUCGGGACAUCGUAUCCAGUUGGCCCCAGUGGCUCUUCAUUCUGAUGCUAGAAACCAUUUGGCUGACCUUGACAUUCUUAUUACCAGUUCCUGGAUGCCCUACUGGUUAUCUGGGCCCUGGCGGCAUUGGAGACUGGGGCAAGUAUCCCAAUUGCACCGGAGGAGCUGCUGGCUACAUUGACCGCGUGCUUCUGGGAGACAACCACCUUUACCAACAUCCGUCUUCUGCUGUGCUGUACCACAGUGGGGUGGCCUAUGAUCCGGAAGGAAUCCUAGGAACCAUCAACUCCAUCGUGAUAGCGGCUUUAGGAGUUCAGGCAGGAAAAAUACUAUUAUAUUAUAAGGAUCAGACCAAAGACAUCCUGAUUAGAUUCACUGUCUGGUGUUGUAUUCUAGGACUAACUUCUGUUGCUUUGACAAAAGCUUCUGAAAAUGAAGGCUUUAUUCCAGUAAACAAAAACCUCUGGUCCCUUUCCUAUGUCACCACACUGAGCUCUUUUGCCUUCUUCAUCCUGCUUAUCCUGUAUCCCAUUGUGGAUGUGAGGGGCCUAUGGACGGGAACACCUUUCUUUUACCCAGGAAUGAAUUCUAUUCUGGUGUAUGUUGGCCAUGAAGUGUUUAAGAACUACUUCCCCUUUCAGUGGAAGCUGGCGGAUAACCAGUCACACAAAGAGCAUCUAAUUCAGAACAUUGUCGCCACUGCACUCUGGGUGUUCAUUGCCUACAUUCUCUAUAAAAAGAAGGUCUUUCUGAAGAUCUGA
Molecule: messenger RNA, 2046 nt
Organism: Chrysochloris asiatica (Cape golden mole)
Lineage: Eukaryota; Metazoa; Chordata; Mammalia; Afrosoricida; Chrysochloridae
Gene: HGSNAT
Product: heparan-alpha-glucosaminide N-acetyltransferase
Exons: 18
Coding region: 1-2046 (681 amino acids)
Biological process (GO): lysosomal transport
Cellular component (GO): lysosomal membrane
Source: RefSeq, a predicted model, not a curated record